ACCUGCGCUAUUCUUCUCCAAAUAGGAGGAGCUUCAUUCUUCCUUCAGCUUCCAGCUUCCAUUUGGUUUCACACUAAACUAACUAACAGGUAACAAAUUUUCUGCAAUCAUUUUUGAAAUCAAUCGGAAUUAGGGUUCAAAUUUUUCAAAUCAUUAUCUUUUCCUUUCAUUUACCUGUUCCUAUCAUAUAGGGUUUAGGGUUUUAUUCUUUGAUUCAUGCAUUGUUUCGUUUGAUUUCUCUCUCAUAUUGUUCAAUUCGUUUGAUUCUUCCUUUAAAUGUUAACUACAAAUCUUCAUAGAACUUUUCUCUAUCUCAAAAACCUAACUUUCCCACCAAAACCUUACCAAUACCCAUCACAAUUAUCUCCACAUUUUUGCACCAACACUUCAGAAGAUUCAACCACUUUUGCAGUCUCCUACCUCAUAAACAAUUUUGGGUUCUCCCCACAAUCUGCAUCCAAACUUUGCUCAACCUACCAUCUUAGUUUUAAGACUGCCCAAAAACCUGAUUCUGUUAUCACAUUCUUUAGAACCAAUGGUUUCUCUAACUCCCAACUACGCGAUAUCAUUGCAAAGUUACCAGGGCUACUUUCCUGCAACCCCUCCAUAAGGGUAUUGCCAAAGUUUCAAUUUUUACUCUCCAAAGGUGCUUCUAACUCUGACAUUGUUAACCUUGUCAGUAAGAAUCCCAGAAUCUUGUCUACAAGCGUGGAGAAUCAUAUAGUCCCAACCUAUGAAUUGCUUUAUAGAUUCUUGCAAUCAGACAUGGACAUUAUUGCUAGUGCAAUACGAUAUCCAGCUUUACUUUGUGAGCAUCGUGUGCCACACAACAUCACAAUCUUGGUUGAGAAUGGAGUUGCAGACUCGAGCAUUGCAAAAUUGCUUCGGAGGAAUAGUUGGGUAUUCCUGAAAUGUGAGAUGCUGAAUUUAGUGGAGGAAUUAAAGAAUUUAGGGUUUAAUCCUUCAAAAACAACUUUUGGUGUAGCGUUGGAAGCCAAACUAACUGUAAACAAAACAUUGUGGAAAGAAAAAGUCGAUGCUUUUAAGAAGUGGGGGUGGUCUGAUGAAGAUGCUCAUGAAGCAUUUAGAAAGAAACCUCACUGUAUGUUGGUAUCCAUUAAUAAAAUUAAUUCAGUGAUGAGCUUUUGGGUCAAUCAAUUGGGUUGGGAUGCGCUUGCCCUUGCAAAAGGACCGUCGGUUUUAUCGAAUAGUUUGGAAAAAAGUAUCAUUCCAAGGGCCUCAGUUGUGCAAUUUCUGCUGAAGAAAGGUUUGCGAAAAAAGGAUGCAAGCUUAACUUGUCCAUUUGUAGUGUCUGAGCAGGUGUUUCUUGAUACGUGUGUAAAACGUUUUAAGGAGGAGACAUCUUAUCUAUUAAAGCUUUAUGAAGAAAAAUUGAGUCUUGCACAAACCAGGGACAAAACCGGCAUGUCAUGAUCAAGUUUUCAGCUAUACUGGAAUAGGUUGCUGGAUUCAAAAUGGUUUCAAGUAGCGGUGCAGUUGCAACUGUGGUUACAUUUCAAAUACCGAAAGUGAAAACAAUUGUGGAAAAAUGCAGUCGUAAAUAAAUACGGUAGUUGUGUACUUUUCAACAUUGUUAAGGCAGUAAUUGUGGUUGUGGACUGCAAUUAUUUAAAACACUUGCAUUUAGGAUUAUGGCGUAGUCUAACCUUAUGUAUUGUUUGAAUCUGCUUCAUAUUCGGUUGCUGCUUGUUGUCUUUACCUUUUGUCCAUAGGUAUUUGAUUAACUGUCAUUGACAUAUUUUUGCAUGUUAUGGAUUUUAUGUGACUACAUUAUGCAUUGAACAUUGUUGUUGUCUUGA
This is a messenger RNA of Trifolium pratense (red clover), 1820 nucleotides long. RefSeq lists its product as uncharacterized. Gene Ontology annotation, biological process: chloroplast organization; regulation of DNA-templated transcription. Gene Ontology annotation, cellular component: chloroplast. The record is from RefSeq and is a predicted model, not a curated record. The transcript is spliced from 2 exons. Lineage: Eukaryota; Viridiplantae; Streptophyta; Magnoliopsida; Fabales; Fabaceae. Bases 277 to 1434 code for a protein of 385 amino acids. Gene Ontology annotation, molecular function: double-stranded DNA binding.